AUGUCGAUGCAAGCAUACGAGCCCGGUUUCAUUCAGAAGCCUCCAGAUGAAGAAUUUCAAGUAGAGGAAGAGGAAGGUAGGAAUUUUAAUUGAUAAUGUACCACAUGAUCAAACCGUCUCUCGAAAAGGGAUAAUUUGUUUGUCCAAGAGUUUUUAUUUAUAAUGUAGCUUUUUCGUUUCAGAUGAACCAGCGCAAUCCAGUUCGACUACCGAUGGUUUGUUUUUCUAACUAUUAUUUUCUUUAUUUUUAGGUAACGUAUACUUUUGUUUCUAUUUUCAGAUGGCUAAUUAGUGUUUUUUAGAACCAGAACGGCGGCUUGUUGAUGGCAAAUGGCUCUGUGAAUCACCUAAGGGAUUCUUGGAAUACGAUGGAACUGCAUGGAAACCAAUCGAAAAUGCGAAUCUAGAGGAACUGAAACAAAAAUGGGAUCAAGCACAACCCAUGAACCAGAUACCUCAGCCAACUUGCGAAAUAAAUGGUGUCAGACACACAUGGAACCCUGUAGCUAACUCUUGGAUUCCCGAUUCUCCCCCAGAUGAGGACUUCUUGGCGCAAUAUUAUCUUAGUUUCCCCGUCAACGAAGAAGUCGCGAAACAAGAGACACAGGAGGAUAAGAAACCAGUUGAUAAGAAAUUAAUUAAGGCCGAGAAAUUAGCGAAGAAGCGGGAGCGUGCUGAGGAAGAGGCCAAGAAAGCGAAGGGCUGGGUGGAUCAAGAUGAGACCGAAAACACCAAAGUUUAUGUCUCAAAUCUGCCUACGGAGAUCAGCGAGGAACAAUUCAUCGUAAGGAAUUAAUUUACGUUUUGUAUUCUUUCAGAAAUAAUUGAUAUUUCCAUUUUUUAGCAGAAUCGAGAGGCCGAUAUUAUGAUAUAAUUCGUUUAAUUUUAGGAAUUCAUGGGAAAGUGCGGUGUGAUAAUGCAGGAUCCCCGGAAUAAGAAGCCCAAAGUAAAAUUGUAUCGAGAUGAGAAGGGGGAACUAAAAGGCGACGGCAUUUGUUGUUACGUGAAAAUUGAAUCAGUUCAGAUGGCUUUGAAUAUUCUGGAUGGAUGGAAUUGGGAUGGGAAGAUUGUAAAGGUGGAGAGGGCCAAGUUCGAGAUGAAGGGAGAAUUUGAUCCAACUAAGAAGAAGAAAAGGUUAACUGCAGAACAAAAGAAAAGAUUCUUGGAAGGGCAGAAGAGGUAAGUAUAAAGUGGAGUAAUAUAUAGUUUCGUUGCAGAUUGUUUGAAUGGAAACCAGAAAAAGAUCGUGCUUACAGACCGCCUUCUGAUUGUACUGUGGUUCUCAAGAAUAUGUUUACUUUGGAAGAGAUGGAUGUAAGUUGAUCUGGUCCUUCAUGGUUCAUAUUUCUGUUUUCAGAAUACCCCAGAAUUAAUGUUUGACCUGAAAUCGGAGGUCAAUGAGAUGAUGAGCAAGUUUGGAACAGUAAAACAUCUUGUUCUUUACGAUGUAAGUGUCCGUUUUAUAAUUUUUUUUAUUUUCUUUUAGACCAACCCUGAGGGUGUAAUUACGGUUUCCUUUGAUAACGUCGAAUCUGCUGAUCUGGCUGUUAAAUCUCUGAAUCGAGUAAUAAAAAGAGGCCGGAAACUAUUUGUGGAGACUUGGGAUGGCAAGACCAAAUAUCGACUUCAAGAGUCCGAAGAAGAAAAAGAAAGGCGCACCAAGGCAUGGGAACGGUUUCUGGGAGAACAGGAACAGGAUGAAGAGGAGUAA
Messenger RNA from Bursaphelenchus xylophilus (pine wood nematode), 1711 nucleotides. NCBI's taxonomy places the organism in Eukaryota, Metazoa, Nematoda, Chromadorea, Rhabditida, Aphelenchoididae. The record is from the annotation of a GenBank genome assembly.